AUGUCGACUCAAGCACCCGCACUCGGCGGCGCCAGCACUUCGACUGCUCCGCGACCAGCAAAACAGCCUCGAGCAUCCGCCUGGGACCCGUACGCCGUCCUGCCGCCCAGUACCAAGCGCAAGCUGGACACUCGGGACGCUCUCUCGACACAAGGCUACCUCAAGGAGCUGUCCAUCCCGACAGAAGUGGCCGACGAGCGCAUUGCAGGCAAGCUCCUCCAGCUCGACCUGCCCGAAGGCAAGAUGAGCGACCGGCGAAAGGCUGAACUGGCUGUGAGGGAAAGCGAGAAGGAGAAGAAGCGGGCGAAGAAGGCGAGGGAAGGAGAUUGCGGUCUCGCAGGUCGGCGGAAACGGGCUGCGAUGGGCAAAGCGGCGGUCAAGGCUGUCCGCUACGAAUCCGUCCUGCCCGUAUAUCACCUUUGGCUCGGCUAUAUGGCAGAACUCCUUGCCCUCCCGGUCAUCCUCUCUCCCGAACCGUCUCCCACCGCGUCUUAUACACCUCCAUCCGAAACACUCUCCACUCCCGCUGUAUCCAUCGCCAGCUCCACCCUCUUGCCGACGUAUCCGCCGCGAGCUUCCCGCGACACCCAGAUCAACGUCGUCAACCUGCAGACGAAGCUGAUCAAGGCGGAGUUUGUCGGCUGCUUGUUGAGCGUCAAGCGCGCCAAGAACCCUUCGCUAGUCGGCAUAAAGGGCAUUGUUUUGCAGGAGACGCAAGGGACGUUCAAGGUGGUUACGCCAAAGUCGCAAAUCAAAGGCGCGUCUGCCACUUUCCUCCCGAAGCAAGGCACCGUCUUGACCCUCGUCCUCCCUUUCGCGCCGCAACCUUCCGAGACGCACCCUCGCGAGCUCAGCUUCGACCUGUACGGCGACGCGUUCGCGUACCGCCCGGCGGACAGGGUCGGCAAGAAGUGGAAGGCGGGGACGAGCGCGGGUGGGGUAGAGUUGAGAUGA
Rhodotorula toruloides NP11 is the source of this 954-nucleotide messenger RNA. RefSeq names its product ribonuclease P protein subunit POP4. Gene Ontology annotation, biological process: tRNA 5'-leader removal; rRNA processing. The coding region runs from base 1 to 954 and encodes 317 amino acids. The transcript has 5 exons. NCBI's taxonomy places the organism in Eukaryota, Fungi, Basidiomycota, Microbotryomycetes, Sporidiobolales, Sporidiobolaceae. The record is from RefSeq and is a predicted model, not a curated record. Gene Ontology annotation, molecular function: ribonuclease P RNA binding. Gene Ontology annotation, cellular component: ribonuclease P complex; ribonuclease MRP complex.